Mobula hypostoma (lesser devil ray) is the source of this 7883-nucleotide messenger RNA. RefSeq names its product mucin-19-like. Lineage: Eukaryota; Metazoa; Chordata; Chondrichthyes; Myliobatiformes; Myliobatidae. The transcript has 5 exons. Bases 87 to 7883 code for a protein of 2598 amino acids. The record is from RefSeq and is a predicted model, not a curated record.
CCUCUCUCGCACUCCGAUAAAUGCAGCUCCCGGGUCGGUUGCCGCUAUCUUCCCCGCGGACUCCUCGCAUUCCUCUUGGGUGAAUUAUGUGGGCCAGAACCAAUUGCCUCUUACUUCUCGCUAAUGCAGGGCUUCUCCUUGGUCCAACCCACCAGGAAUGCAGUGGCGUUCUCUUGCCCUACAGCACCCAUGGAACUCUGCAGUACUUCCUGCCUUUGCCUGACUCCAUCAACGGGGCCAGGUGCUCCUGGAUUCUCCUGAAGAAUGCGGACGCCAUCCACUUGGACGUUGUCUCCCAUCAGACCACCUCCUGGGCCGAAGCCAGUUGCAAGUCUGCCUACUUGGAAAUCAAACUGGAAGCAACAGAAAAUGAAAGAGAAUUCUGUGGUCUCUUGUGGAGCGUCCCUGAGGCCGGCAGGAGGCUUGUGAUCCGAGGGCGAGGGCCAGGUGUCAUCAUUCUUCAAACAUCGGCGUCCGGCUUCAAGCAUGGACUUACCCUGCACUACUUGGGUGAACUCAACAGAGAAAUGGAUUCAAAUGCCUCAGAGCCACUGACCACAAUUCCAGUCCUUUCUCCGGCCCAAGGAAAGCAAGAUGUCUCCCAACUUGAAGUGAGCUCGGCCUCAAUGGGACAAGUCCAGAGAGUCACUCCAGCAAACGGUGGAAAUGAGCAGAUGAGUAGAGGACCUGCCUGGAUCCAACACCCCUCCCAGAUUCCUGGAAGUCUCAAUCUUCUCCUCCAUCUCAUUCUAGGAACCCAAUCCCACCCAGACUCAGGAUCCUCCCCAGCAGUAAGGGAUGCUCAGACAGAGCUCUAUCCCAAGUCCACAGAAGGACUGAAUUCUUCCGGAGAAUCUGCUGCUACUGUCAACUCCAUCUCUACCUUAUAUGCCACCUUCAACCCUACCCCAACACACACCAGCUCUGCAGAACCCUACCCCAUCUCCAGCAAUCAACACCACAGCACCUCCAUCUUGCGAUCUCGUUCUGUCUCCAGACACCAACCUAGCCCCAGCUCCCUGCCUGAGCCAAUUACCUCCAAUAUCCCAGCCACCAUUGUGAGCUUGGAAUACGUCUCCACCAGAGGUCAGAGGUCAUUGUCCUCUGCAACCUCCACCUCCAGGUCAAGCCCGGUCCUGAGACCCAGCAUUCGAUCCUUUGUAUUCAGACCCAAGGUCGAUGCGAGACAGUCGUUAGCUCUGUCACUGGCUCCAUCCGCAGACCCUCAGGUGGAAAAUUUGGAUGGUGUGAUGACCCAAAGCAUGGACAAAGUGGGCAGACCUUCUGCCCUGGGUUCAGAGUCCGGGAAAGAGCCAAGGCUGCCCUACAGCUGGACGGUGGGACGCUCCAGGCUGAUCACGGCUCAAGGUGAUGCGGGCAGCGCAAGUGUCGCCAAAAAGCGCCCAGGCAGGACCCAGUCAGACCAUCCAAAACCCCAGCCCAGCUCCUCACGGCCACCUACGACCAGUCUUUCACGCAAAACUGACCAGGCGCCAUCCAGCCAAUCAGUGGGGAACAUUUCCCUGGCAACGAGCUCUGACCUCAGGAUGAGCCAAUGGGGAGGUGAACAGCAGAGGAGCAGCCAAUGGAACCCUUCGCCCCUGCUGGAGGACCUGUUUUCGGAGGGCGGCGAGGGCCCAUCGCUGCCCGGAUCUCAGGCACCGAGGCUGUUAGUCACAUCGCCGACUCCCAUCCGGGACCCCUCUCUCCGCAGGAAGUCUCUUUCCAGCGAGGGAGAGGCGACAGUGUCCCUGGACUUCGAUUACGUGAGCGGGACAGAAAGAACUGGCGACCCAGUGCCAGUCCAGAGGCAGGAAUUCCCUGCCUCUCCCAGUCAGCCGGUCACUCCAUCAGAGCAGAGGGAAGGACAAAGCAGUCCGGGGAAACGCAUGACUUUUGCCCCUCGGACCAGGCGCAUCCCUGUACUGUCCACCCAAGAUUCAAACGCCCAAUAUCUCAGUAGCUAUCCUCCGCAGACUCCAGCAACGGUGACUCAUUUUGAAGGCAUGCAGAGGAAAUACCACGUCAAAGACAUUUCCUCGACUGCUCCACACACGGUGACUAAAGCAGGGCCGAGGAAUGUGUUUGAUAUUCGCAAGCUGAUGAGCCAUACUUCAAAGCUCUGCACGCAGGGAGUUUCCAACGGUCACGACGCAGGCGCAGAAGGUUUGAGCUGUGCGUCACGUUGCGGCCCCAGUGCACAGCCAGCUGGAAUGCAGUCAGCUGCUCCUGCUCUGGGUAACGGGGAGACAACACCACGUUCCUCACGUUCAGCGGGAAUGGACGAAAGGGUUUCGACAACACCACCCACCACCUCGCCUGGCUUCGAACUUGCGAAGCUCCCUGACGCUGAAGGGAGUGGAGACGAAGUAGCUUCAGGUGAACGGACAAAGACUGGUGAUGGGUGGCUUACUGAUGGAGAGACCACAGUGGAGGUCAGUCAGAAUACCCACAGACCAGACCAAAAGCUGAUGGUUACUCCAAGUGUUAAGGCCAAUUUAGAAUUCCUGGUCACUUCCACUUUAUCAGAUAUGGACAAGAACAGAAACAGAUCAGAAACUACUGGUGGGAGCUCCACAGGACCAGCGUUAAGAGCAGAACUUUUGGGGGAAGCCCUGCGGUUGGAAGGAGGAAGCAGUUCACCCUCCAACUCUGACCAGGAAAAUAGUGCGGAGUUGCUACCGACGAUUACCGUUGUACCGGGGGCCGGGAUCCUGUCAACCUUCAACCGUGAGCCCUCCUUAUCACAGCCUCUGGCAAAUGCAAAUUUGCAACCCACUGAAGUUGACCUGAGUGAGACCCCAGCCAGCGAGAUGGACCAUCACACUGAGGAGAGGAUUUCAACCGCCCCAACAAUCGCAUGGUUUCCAUGGGGAUCGUCAGUGUUGCCCAAUAACAGGCCACCCUCGCAGACCACGUUGUCUUCGGGAAGGAAGUCGACCUCACCAACAGACACCUCCGCGUCAGCCAACAACCAGGACAGGACUAAAGUCGGACAGGCAGUGUUUGCCCUAGAGACUCUGGAAUUCUCAGAACAAGCCCAGCCUGGGACAGUCACCAACUUGGACCAGUCCCAUUUUGGCCUUCAGACAACGUCUCAGCCUCCAGUUGAGCAAGGGGGUGCGCUGAGUUGGCAAACGGCUGGCAACCCCUUUCCAGUCUGGAGUGAAGAACCAACCCUGCCAACCACCAUAAGUUUCAACCUUAACCCUCUGUCACCAUCUUCUGAACAGGGACCUAUAGCCAGUGAUGAAUCUGUCAUGUCAAGGACACACCAGCUGAGACCAGUGACUUCAAAGCCCCAUGUUAUAAAUAUCGGCACAGAGAAUCUUGGUGCCCUACCAACGCGACCAGCAGGUCCUUGGUUAAGUGAACAAUGGUUUAGGAAUAUAUUACCAACUAUAACAGAUCCCACCACCAGCAUUACUGAGAUUGAUUUAGUGACAGUAACGGCCCGUUCUGGCCGUCCCCCAGCAUCUGGCCCUGAAAGAGCAACAUCAUUUUCAUCAGUAUUAGUAAUGACUGAGUUCAUGACAAUGCAUCGCACUCCCAGCCCCUCAGCACUCAGCAACGAUAACAGCAGGGCAUGGAACACAGACAUCAGUCGGACACAGAGCACAGGUGUCAGUCAGUCACGGAGCACAGGCGUCAGGCAGACACGGAGCACAGGCGUCAGGCAGACACGGAGCACAGAGGUCAGGCAGACACGGAGCACAGGCGUCAGGCAGACACAGAACACGGGCGUCAGUCGGACACAGAGCACGGGCGUCAGUCGGACACAGAGCACGGGCGUCAGUCGGACACAGAGCACUGAUGACUUUCAGUCACAGGACAGAGACAUCGGUCAGACAUGGAGCAUGGAUACUGGUUGGAAGUUGAGCACAAAUGCCAGUCAGAUACUGAAUACGGAUGUCAGUCAUGCACAGAACUUGGCUCUCAGUCGGACACGUAGCCCAAGUAACAGCCGGACACAGGACCCAGAUAUCAAUCAGACACAGGACCCGGAUGUCAGUCAGACACUGGGCCCAGAAGUCAGUCUGACACAUGGCCCGGAUAUCAGUCACACAGUGGGCCCGGAUAUCAGUCGGACACUGGGGCUAGAAGCCAGUCAGACACGGGGCCAAGGUGUCAGCUGGACACAGGGUCCGGACAUCAGUCAGACAAGGAGCACAGGUAUCAAUUGGACACUCAGCCCAGUUAUCAGUCAGACACGGACCAAGGGUAUCAUCAGUCGAACAGUGAACUCAGAUAUCAGUCAGAUGUGGGACACAAAUGUCAGUCAGAAAUGGGAAACAAGUAUCAAUCGGACACAUGGCACAGAUGUCAGUCAGACAUGGAAUGCAGGUACAAUUCAGACACUGAACCGAUUCUUUAGUGGGACACUGGGCCCGGGUCACACUUGGAGCACAGGUGUAAGUCAGUCACUGGGCCCUGACAUCAGUCAGACACCUGGCCUGGGAGCCAGUCAGACGCAGGGUGAGGGCAUCAGUCGGACACUGGGCCCAGAUGUCAGAUGGACAUGGGUUCAGGAUGUCAGCUGGACAGCAGGCCCGGACAUCAGUCGGACAUGGAACACAGACAUUAGCCAACAGCAGGACACAGAUAUAAUUCAUACACCUAGCCCAGAAAUCAGUCAGACGUGGGACCCAGACAUCAGUCGGACACAGGACCAAGACGUCAGUCAGACACAGGGUGAGGGCAUCAAUCAGACACUGGGCCCAGACGUCAGUCGGACACUGGGCGAUGGCGUAGGUCGGACACUGGGCGACGGCGUAGGUCGGACACUGGGCCCGGGCGUCGGUCGGACACAGGGACCGGGCGUCGGUCGGACACUGGGCCCGGGCGUCGGUCGGACACUGGGCCCGGGCGUCGGUCGGACACUGGGCCCGGGCGUCGGUCGGACACUGGGCCCGGGCGUCGGUCGGACACUGGGCCCGGGCGUCGGUCGGACACUGGGCCCGGGCGUCGGUCGGACACUGGGCCCGGGCGUCGGUCGGACACUGGGCCCGGGCGUCGGUCGGACACUGGGCCCGGGCGUCGGUCGGACACUGGGCCCGGGCGUCGGUCGGACACUGGGCCCGGGCGUCGGUCGGACACUGGGCCCGGGCGUCGGUCGGACACUGGGCCCGGGCGUCGGUCGGACACUGGGCCCGGGCGUCGGUCGGACACUGGGCCCGGGCGGCAGUCAGACACUGGGCCCGGGCGGCAGUCAGACACUGGGCCCGGGCGGCAGUCAGACACUGGGCCCGGGCGGCAGUCAGACACUGGGCCCGGGCGGCAGUCAGACACUGGGCCCGGGCGGCAGUCAGACACUGGGCCCGGGCGGCAGUCAGACACAGGGCCCGGGCGUCAGUCAGUCACAGGGCCCGGGCGUCAGUCAGACACAGGGCCCGGGCGUCAGUCAGACACAGGGCCCGGGCGUCAGUCAGACACAGGGCCCGGGCGUCAGUCAGACACAGGGCCCGGGCGUCAGUCAGACACAGGGCCCGGACGUCAGUCAGACACAGGGCGAGGGUGUCAGUCAGACACUGGGCCCAGACAUCAAUCAGUCACAGGGUGAGGGCGGCAGUCAGACACCGGGCCCGGGCGGCAGUCAGACACCGGGCCCGGGCGGCAGUCAGACACCGGGCCCGGGCGGCAGUCAGACACCGGGCCCGGGCGGCAGUCAGACACCGGGCCCGGGCGGCAGUCAGACACCGGGCCCGGGCGGCAGUCAGACACCGGGCCCGGGCGGCAGUCAGACACCGGGCCCGGGCGGCAGUCAGUCACCGGGCCCGGGCGUCAGUCAGUCACCGGGCCCGGGCGUCAGUCAGACACCGGGCCCGGGCGGCAGUCAGUCACCGGGCCCGGGCGUCAGUCAGACACCGGGCCCGGGCGUCAGUCAGUCACCGGGCCCGGGCGUCAGUCAGACACCGGGCCCGGGCGUCAGUCAGACACCGGGCCCGGGCGGCAGUCAGACACUGGGCCCGGGCGGCAGUCAGUCACAGGGCGAGGGCGUCAGUCAGACACUGGGCCCGGGCGGCAGUCAGACACUGGGCCCGGGCGGCAGUCAGACACUGGGCCCGGGCGGCAGUCAGACACAGGGCCCGGCCGGCAGUCAGACACAGGACCCGGGCGGCAGUCAGACACAGGGCCCGGGCGGCAGUCAGACACAGGGCCCGGGCGGCAGUCAGACACUGGGCCCGGGCGGCAGUCAGACACUGGGCCCGGGCGGCAGUCAGACACUGGGCCCGGGCGGCAGUCAGUCACAGGGCGAGGGCGUCAGUCAGACACUGGGCCCGGGCGGCAGUCAGACACUGGGCCCGGGCGGCAGUCAGUCACAGGGCGAGGGCGUCAGUCAGACACUGGGCCCGGGCGGCAGUCAGACACUGGGCGAGGGCAUCAGUCAGACACAGGGCCCGGGCGGCAGUCAGACACAGGGCCCGGGCGGCAGUCAGACACAGGACACGGGCGGCAGUCAGACACUGGGCCCGGGCGGCAGUCAGACACUGGGCCCGGGCGGCAGUCAGACACUGGGCCCGGGCGGCAGUCAGACACUGGGCCCGGGCGGCAGUCAGACACAGGGCCCGGGCGGCAGUCAGACACAGGGCCCGGGCGGCAGUCAGACACUGGGCCCGGGCGGCAGUCAGACACUGGGCCCGGGCGGCAGUCAGACACUGGGCCCGGGCGGCAGUCAGACACUGGGCCCGGGCGGCAGUCAGUCACAGGGCGAGGGCGUCAGUCAGACACUGGGCCCGGGCGGCAGUCAGACACUGGGCCCGGGCGGCAGUCAGUCACAGGGCGAGGGCGUCAGUCAGACACUGGGCCCGGGCGGCAGUCAGACACUGGGCCCGGGCAGCAGUCAGUCACAGGGCGAGGGCUCAGACACUGGGCCCGGGCGGCACAGCAGCAUGGGCCCGGGCGGCAGUCACAUGGGCCCGGGCGGCAGUCACAUGGGCCCGGGCGGCAGUCAGACACUGGGCCCGGGCGGCAGUCAGACACUGGGCCCGGGCGGCAGUCAGACACUGGGCCCGGGCGGCAGUCAGACACUGGGCCCGGGCGGCAGUCAGACACUGGGCCCGGGCGGCAGUCAGACACAGGGCCCGGGCGGCAGUCAGACACAGGGCCCGGGCGUCAGUCAGUCACAGGGCCCGGGCGUCAGUCAGACACAGGGCCCGGGCGUCAGUCAGACACUGGGCCCGGACGUCAGUCAGACACAGGGCGAGGGUGUCAGUCAGACACUGGGCCCAGACAUCAAUCAGUCACAGGGUGAGGGCGGCAGUCAGACACUGGGCCCGGGCGGCAGUCAGACACUGGGCCCGGGCGGCAGUCAGACACUGGGCCCGGGCGGCAGUCAGACACUGGGCCCGGGCGGCAGUCAGACACUGGGCCCGGGCGGCAGUCAGACACUGGGCCCGGGCGGCAGUCAGACACUGGGCCCGGGCGGCAGUCAGUCACAGGGCCCGGGCGUCAGUCAGUCACAGGGCCCGGGCGUCAGUCAGACACUGGGCCCGGGCGGCAGUCAGACACUGGGCCCGGACGUCAGUCAGACACUGGGCCCGGACGUCAGUCAGACACUGGGCCCAGACAUCAAUCAGUCACAGGGCGAGGGCAUCAGUCAGUCACAGGGCCCGGGCGUCAGUCAGUCACAGGGCCCGGGCGUCAGUCAGACACUGGGCCCGGGCGGCAGUCAGUCACAGAGCGAGGGCGUCAGUCAGACACUGGGCCCGGACGUCAGUCAGACACAGGGCGAGGGCGUCAGUCAGACACUGGGCCCGGACGUCAGUCAGACACUGGGCGAGGGCGUCAGUCAGACACUGGGCCCGGGCGUCAGUCAGACACUGGGCCCGGGCGUCAGUCAGACACAGGACACAGGGCCCAGACUUCAGUCAGUCACAGGGUGA